UGAAGCCAGAGGGGCCGGGGCGGCCGGUCCGAGGGGUGCUUUUGCGCACCGAGCCGUCGUGGGAACAGGAUCUGGUUCCUGGAGAGGCCAGAGAGAGAGGCAGAGGUUUGUGCUGGGACUGGAGGAAGGGGGUGCCUUCUCAGAGAGCUUGGAGACGGGUGCGAGGCUUGACAUUUGAGUGAUCAUCCUGGAAGUUGGAUAAUGGCAGCCGAAGUUCCAGCACUGACCACUCCCCUCAGCCCAUUGGUUCAGGUACCUCAAGACGAAGAUGAACAGGCGGAGGUUACCACUAUGAUCCUGGAGGAUGACUCAUGGGUGCAGGAAGCAGUGCUGCAGGAGGAUGGCCCUGAGUCCGAGCCCUUUCCCCAGAGUGCUGGAAAGGGCAGCCCACAGGAGGAAGGGGCAGCCGGGGGGCCUCAGGGUGCACUUGUCCGGUUUCGGGAGCUCUGUCGACGCUGGCUGAGGCCAGAGGUGCACACGAAGGAGCAGAUGCUAACUGUGCUGCCAAGGGAGAUUCAGGCCUGGCUGCAAGAGCACCGGCCAGAGAGCAGCGAGGAGGCUGUGGCUCUGGUAGAAGACUUGACCCAGACCUUUCGGAGCAGUGAUUUUGAGAUACAGAGUGAGAAUGGGGUGAACUUAAAUCAGGACAUGUUUGAGGAUGCGGAAUCGCACGAGAUGUUCUUGAAAAUACCCGGAGGUCAAGGUCAGCAAUCCGAUGGGGAGAGUGACUGUGAGAGAGACUGUGGCUCCGGGGCCGCCCAGGGAAGGGCCCCCGGGGAGGCCCACAGGGACAGGCCAUCCGGAGGAAGGGAGGCUGGCCAGCUGAUAGGCCUGCAGGGCACCUACCUGGGCGAGAAGCCUUACGAGUGUCCCCAGUGCGGGAAGACGUUCAGCCGGAAGUCCCACCUCAUCACGCACGGACGGACCCACACGGGAGAGAAAUACUACAAGUGCGCCGAGUGCGGGAAGAGCUUUAGCGACGGCUCCAACUUCAGCAGACACCAGACCACCCACACGGGAGAGAAGCCUUACAAGUGCAGGGACUGCGGGAAGAGCUUCAGCCGGAGCGCCAACCUCAUCACCCACCAGCGGAUCCACACGGGGGAGAAGCCGUUCCAGUGCGCCGAGUGCGGCAAGAGCUUCAGCCGGAGCCCCAACCUCAUCGCGCACCAGCGCACGCACACGGGCGAGAAGCCCUACUCCUGCCCCGAGUGCGGCAAGAGCUUCGGCAACCGCUCCAGCCUCAACACGCACCGGGGCAUCCACACCGGCGAGAAGCCCUACGCCUGCAGGGAGUGCGGCGAGAGCUUCAGCUACAACUCCAACCUGAUCCGCCACCAGCGGAUCCACACCGGGGAGAAGCCAUACGCGUGCGCGGACUGCGGCCAGAGCUUCAGCCAGAGCUCGGCGCUCAUCACGCACCGGCGCACGCACACGGGCGAGAGGCCCUACCAGUGCGCCGAGUGCGGCAAGAGCUUCAGCCGCAGCUCCAACCUGGCCACGCACCGGCGCACGCACCUGCCGGAGAAGCCCUACCGCUGCGGCCUGUGCGGCAAGGGCUUCAGCCAGAGCUCCAGCCUCAUCGCGCACCAGGGCGUGCACACGGGCGAGAAGCCCUACGAGUGCCCGACGUGCGGCGAGAGCUUCAGCUGGAGCUCCAACCUGGCCAAGCACCAGCGCACGCACACCGGGGAGCGGCCCCACGAGUGCGACCAGUGCGGCCGGCGCUUCGGCCAGCGCUCGCAGCUGGCGGCGCACCAGCGCACGCACACGGGCGAGAGGCCCCACCGGUGCCUCCUGUGCGGCAAGAGCUUCAGCCGGGGCUCCGUCCUGCUGAUGCACCAGCGGGCCCACCGCGGGGACAAGCCCUACCGCUGCCCCGAGUGCGGCAAGGGCUUCAGCUGGAACUCCGUCCUCAUCAUACACCAGCGCACCCACACCGGGGAGAAGCCCUACAAGUGCCCCGACUGCGGCAAGGGCUUCAGCAACAGCUCCAACUUCAUCACUCACCAGAGGACUCACCUCAGAGAGAAACUUAGCUGAGAGGGCGGCAGGGCAAGGGGAGGGCUCCCACCGGGCCCCAUUGUUCCUUUAAAAGAAACGCUUGUCCGUAAUACGCUGUGAGUUUCUGCCAGAACCGCACCCUGUCUGUCCUCAUUUCUAGGAUACCGUUAUCUUAGUGGAGUCCUGUGCAGUUGAGUGGAGUAUAGGAGCGGAAGGUUGGAAGGCAGGUCUUCUCUGUUCGCUGAUUGCCCUCCCCCAUGUUCCUGUGUUCUUCCGAGCCGUGUGUGAAGACAGUUUGGUCUGCAGUCUAGGCUGAGCCCUCAGACAAACACUGGACACUAUUUGUGUGGCUCUGAUUGUGUCGCUGUCACUUUGUGCCCGUAAGGUGCCUUUACCCCCAGCUGCUAGCGCUCCAGCCCCCUCACCCGCCCGAGACUCUUGCUGGCUUUGGUGUCAGGUCAGGAAGCUAGAUCUUCUCCAAUUCUGAACCAUCGACGUGAAGGAAAGGCCUUUUCCAGUUCAGAGUGUUGAGAGCGCAUUCUGGGAAGUGUGGCCUGGAACUGGCGUCCCAGUGUGUUCCCUUGGUAAAAGGGACGGUGACUGCCAGGAAUGGCUUAGACUUGUGCACGCAGUCCCAUGGGACGUGGCUGUGCGGGGAGCACUUGUGGACACACGGUUUUGUGUUUGGAGCUCGAUGUCUGUGUCCUCCACCCGUCCGGUAGCUUCUGCCCCAUUAGAGUGAAACAGUCCUGUGUGCUGUAGGCGGUACCUGCAUUUCUAAACCACUGUGUGUUUUUUUGCUCCUUGUUCAUAUUUUACACACACACAGCAUGUGUAUGGAAACAAGAUCCCAUGUAGCUCA
Messenger RNA from Psammomys obesus (fat sand rat), 2866 nucleotides. It is a transcript of the gene Zscan2, whose product is annotated as zinc finger and SCAN domain containing 2. The transcript is spliced from 3 exons. The coding region runs from base 202 to 2043 and encodes 613 amino acids. The record is from RefSeq and is a predicted model, not a curated record. Lineage: Eukaryota; Metazoa; Chordata; Mammalia; Rodentia; Muridae.